AUGUCCGAACUCGAUACUUUCACCUUUUAUCCCCUCCGCAUAGACUCCCAGACGAAGGCGCUAAGCAGCAUCGAGCCAACGCGAGCGCUAGACAACGAGCUGACAGCGCUGAACCAACUACACCGCGCUCUGCUGGGCAUCGACGGCGGUGCUCCUGUGCCCCCGCCGCCAAUCCCAGUCAACCCGAAACGCACUGCCAACGUCAACAAGCUCCGUGAUUCUGGAAAUGCCGACUUCCGCAAGGGCCGCUAUGCUGAGGCCAUAAAGUUCUACACCCUCGGUCUGCAAAUGGCACUGACACGACCCGUGUGGGAGCCACCACAGCUGGUGCAUGAGGAGGUUGCCACUCUGUACGCCAACCGGGCACAAGCACACAUGGCAACACAUGGAUGGGCGGAAGGCGCAGUAGAUGCGGAGGCAAGCGUCGAGGCCAAAAAGACAGGCAACGCCAAGGCAUGGUGGCGGCGCGGAAAGUGUUUGCUGGAAAUGGGCCGCCUAGAGGAGGCACAGGAAUGGGUGCGCCGCGGCCUCGAGAUGGAGGGCGAAGAGCACGACCUCCUUGCUCUACGUGCCGAAAUCGAGGGCCUCCUGGACAAUGCUUCUGCAUCCUUGUAA
Molecule: messenger RNA, 615 nt
Organism: Sporothrix brasiliensis 5110
Lineage: Eukaryota; Fungi; Ascomycota; Sordariomycetes; Ophiostomatales; Ophiostomataceae
Product: translocation protein SEC72
Exons: 1
Coding region: 1-615 (204 amino acids)
Molecular function (GO): protein binding
Source: RefSeq, a predicted model, not a curated record